Molecule: messenger RNA, 846 nt
Organism: Pedinophyceae sp. YPF-701
Lineage: Eukaryota; Viridiplantae; Chlorophyta; Pedinophyceae
Source: the annotation of a GenBank genome assembly
AUGUUGCAAUACCUCGAGGACCACUUCGACCUGUCAGACACGAAGUUCGUCGGCGCCAGCGCGGGGUCGCUGCUGUCGGCCCUCACGCUCUGCCACGUGCCCGCGAAGGCAGCGAUUCUGGAGGCAUACAGGUUGGCAGUGGAGGCGGGGGCGUUCGACCGGCCGCUGGGGCUGGCGGGGGUGUGGGGCAACCUGGUGUCGACGUGGCUGGGCACGCUGCUGCCGGAGGACGCGCACAAGCGCUGCUCGGGCCGCGCGACCAUCGUUGUGGCGCGCGUACCCAACAUGGAGCUGAUCGGCGUGGACGCCUUCGCGACGCGCGACGAGCUGCUGCGCUCGCUGCUCGCGUCCUGCCACGUGCCCUUCGUGCUGGACGGCCGCCCGUGGGUGCCCUGGGACCACCACCAGACGGGGCCUCUCGACAGUGUCAUGGACGGCAGCCUCAUGGAGUUCUUCGACCCGUCGCGGGCGUCGUACCACCCGUUCUACGACGAAGGGACGCAGCACGGCAUCGUCAUCGACUACUUUCUGGACGAGGAGCUGGAGUACAACCGCAUGAGCUUCCUGCAACUGCGGGACUUCCCGCACGUGCUCAACUACGUCAGGCGCGGGUACGAGUACGGCCGGCGCAUCCACGCACGCGGCGAAUUGUCAAUGCUGUCGCCCCGGUCCUUCCCGCGGGACACACUCGACCUCGACGGCGUCCUCCACGAGGGUGCGCGGAUCCGGGAAGCCAACCGCGGGCCAGGCGGCGGCGAUCCGCCCGUGGUUGUUGAGCGGGCAAAGGGCAGGCGCCGCGGCAAGCGGCGGGACGCAGGCGACGGCGGCGGCACGGCGACAAUGUAG